AUGACGGACACCACAAGCUUAUCAAGACAUCAGCCCCGAAAACCACAUCCACAAAAGCGGCAAAAGCGGCCGCAAUUGACACAUUUUCUCUGUCUCCCUCUUGUAAACACCAGAUCUCUGCCACAGCUAGACUCAUCACUCGCCGCCUUCAAAACUGCUCAUCUUGCUGAACCUGGAUCAAGUUCUCAAUCGUCCUCUAGGGGCCAUGGGGACACCCCCGGCCUGGGUCUUCCCAGCACAGCCUUUCGUCCACUGGGAACACUUCACCUUACUCUUGGAGUGAUGAGUCUCAGCAAUAAAGAGCGUCUCGAUCAAGCUCUUACUUUUUUCCAGUCCCUCGACCUAGCAGACAUAAUGAACGAGGCGGAGCAAGUCACCGCUCGCACACAACAAAAAAGCGCCCUUCGCCAAUCAUCGCCCCUGACAGUUUCUCUAGAGUCAUUACAUGCUUUGCCGCAGGGGAAGUCGGCGACCAUCCUAUAUGCUUCCCCGGUCGAUCCUACAGGCCGCUUGCUUCCAUUUUGCGUAAAGCUACGUGACAAAUUCAUCGAGGCUGGCUUCAUCCAAAGUGAGCCCGACAGAAAACCAACAGGAAAAAAAACCCCCACCAUUCGCUUUGCCCAAGACAGUUCUCAGGAAUCUGAACCCACUACCAUUUCUAGUGAUGUGUCUUCACAACAACCAAAGCCGCGACCACUCCUCCUACACGCGACUAUUGUCAAUACUAUUUACGUUCGUGGACGACAGGCCCAGAGCAAAGAUGCCAAGGGCAACAAUUCAUCCAAACGCCUUACAUUUGAUGCUCGCAACCUUGUAUCACAUUAUUGUAAUUACUACUCUGAUGACAAGCGAACUAUCUUACACCGAGCACCUGCUGGAUCUUCCGCAGACACCAAGAAUGAACCCUGCCGUGCAAAAUCUUCACCAACACCCGACAAAAACACUAUUCCCUCCACCCACAGAAGCCAGUCGGCCCCUUCUCUUCCGCCGUCGCGGGGCUAUCCUUUUGUUUGGGCAAAGGAAAUUCCUCUGGAUACUAUCUGUAUCUGCGAAAUGGGCGCCAAGAAACUAUAUCCUGGUGUCGACGACCGUCAUGGUUUGAAUGAACGUCUUGGCGAGAAAUAUACGGUCAUUGCGGAACGGAGUCUCAGUCCAAGAAUGUCGUCGCGUCAUUUGUCGAACAUAACGCCCCCGCGUAACAACCUUCCGCCCAGCAGAAAAUGA
Messenger RNA from Penicillium robsamsonii, 1224 nucleotides. RefSeq lists its product as uncharacterized. The coding region runs from base 1 to 1224 and encodes 407 amino acids. Gene Ontology annotation, biological process: DNA alkylation repair; regulation of DNA-templated transcription. The transcript has a single exon. The record is from RefSeq and is a predicted model, not a curated record. Gene Ontology annotation, cellular component: nucleus. NCBI's taxonomy places the organism in Eukaryota, Fungi, Ascomycota, Eurotiomycetes, Eurotiales, Aspergillaceae.